CCGGAAGUGGCCGCUGAAGGUAUGGGGUUGACUCUUUUGUGCUGAGCCUACCGCGGCGGUUAAAGAAGCGUAAAAAAAUAGGAUGGAAGCUGUGGCGACUGCGGCGGCGACUAGAGAACCCGAUGAAGGCUGCACGGGCCCCAGUCCUAGGCACUGGGGAGAGCUGAGCUGGAUGCCGGUUCCAUCCAGACCCCUGGACAAGGAAGAAGCAGCGGAAGGAGAUCCAAGGGCCCUGGACGACAACUCCUCUGGGGCCGAGACCACGGAAGUGAGUGCUAUGCUGCGUGCUGUGGCUGCCAGCCGCCUGCCCGUAUGCAGCCAGCAGCAGGGAGAGCCUGACCUGACUGAGCAGGAGAAGGUGGCCAUCCUGGGCCAACUCUACCACGAGAAGCCACUGGUGUUCCUGGAGCGUUUCCGCACAGGCCUCCGUGAAGAACACCUGACCUGCUUUGACCAUCUACGUGGUGACCAUCGUGCUGACUUCUACUGUGCUGAGGUGGCCCGGCAGGGCACUGCCCGACCCCGCACCCUGCGCACCCGCCUGCGUAACCGGCGCUACGCUGCCCUGCGUGAGCUCAUCCAAGGGGGCGAGUACUUCAGCGACGAGCAGAUGCGGUUCCGGGCCCCGCUGCUGUACGAGCAGUACAUCGGGCAGUACCUCACCCAGGAGGAGCUCAGCGCCCGCACCCCAGCCCACCAGCCACCCAAGCCCGGCUCCCAUGGCACGCCCGCUUGCCCGCUCUCCGACCUGCUGCUCCAGUCCUACCAGGAGCGGGAGCUGCAGCAACGGCUGCUCCAGCAGCAAGAGGAGGAGGAGGCUUGCCAGGAGGAAGAGGAGGAGGUGGAGGAUAGUGACAAGGAAGACCAGAGCCCCGGCAAAGACUCAGAGGUCUGGGUCCCUGACUCAGAAGAGAGGCUGAUAUUGCGGGAGGAGUUCACCAGCCGGAUGCACCAGCGCUUCCUGGACGGCAAGGACGGAGACUUUGACUACAGUGCGGUGGACGAUAACCCCGACUUCGACAAUCUGGACAUCGUGGCCCGGGAUGAGGAGGAGAGAUACUUCGAUGAGGAGGAGCCUGAGGAUGCGCCCAGCCCGGAGCCAGAUGGGGACUGAUGGCCCGGCCACCCGCCCUGCCCCAGCCCAAACGAGGCAGCUGGUGGGAGGCUGGCUCAGAGACUUGCUUCAGGGGCCCCGUGCAGGUGCCCACACCGCCGGCCUCCCUCUGGGUCUGGUCCCAUCUGAGGCUGCCCCUCCGCCCGUGUCUGCAGCUCCCGGCCUGCCCCCGAAUCCCACCCUGCCUCCCCGUUUUCACUGCCUUCUCUGGUCUCCUUCGGUUGUUCCGUCACUUUCUCCCUGCCUUUCUGUGUCCUGCUUUCCGAGUCUCCCUCUGAUUCUGUUUCCUCUCGGCCUUUCUGUUUCUCCCCCUUUCUCUGUGCCUUGGCCUCCACCCCCACUGCAGGGCGAAGGUCCUUCCCUGACAAGGCAGCAGGACUCUGUGGCUAGAGCCAGCCAGGCUGACACCAGUACCCAACUUGGGGUGGGGCUGGCCCUUGGGCCCCAGAGCAGCUCACUGUCUGCCCUCCCGGUCCUGGCCUCAGUCCUUUACCUGUCCCGUUUGUGCUGAGUGCUCCUUGCUUCUAAGUUCCCUUCUGUCCUUUGGCCUCGUGGGCCUGUGGUUCUCCCGCCAGCCUGUUUCUAUCUCCCAGCCCCUGUGGCGUCCCGGUCUCAGCCUUUAUCGCUCUGGGUUUCAGUGUCAGCUCCAGUGUGCCCCCUGAGUGGGACCUCGCUGCAGGCGGGGGUAAGACCAGAGGUGGCCACAGGUGUCACCUCUCCAUUGGGACCUUGGCCUGGGAGGAGUGGGCAGGGGCACACUGGGUAUCGUGGGCCUGCCAGCUUGGGUGUGGGGGGAGGGGUGUAGGGAAGGGGAGCUCUCCCCUUACAGCCCAUGGCCCCCCUCUGCCCAGCCACAGUUUUCCCUUCGUUCACUUCCUUCGCCUCCCUCUCCCUGUCCUGUUUACACUCCCCAAAUACUCACAGGCUGUUAUCAUGGGUCCUGAGUCAUCCCACACACACAGGCUGCCCCUCGUCUCUGCCCCAGCCAGCCACAGGGCCCACCCCACGGAGCCCCCUGCCUCCCCAGGCUAAUGAGAGCCAGAUGGCCGCCUGGUGACUCAGCCACUGGCCUGUGGGAACCCAGGCGUCCCGCCUUCCCAUGCCCCCACACCCAGCUCAUGCUCCCCUCGUAGACACACGAAAAAGGGCUGUCUGCGGGAGGGCACGGCCAGGGGUCGGGGAGGCGGGGUCUGGGGACUCGGUCCUGGGCACGUUGGCAGCAGCGUCCUUCCCCAUCGGAGCCCGAGGGGCCUCCAGGCUGCCUCCCAGCAUGAGGUCCAGAGUGAGCAGAGAUCCCAAGGCCUCCUGGGGCCCAUGACUCUUGACCCCUGGGUCUCAGCUCUGCCCUCUGGGUCAACCAGAAUUAGAGCCAGACAUAGAAAGUGAAAGCUACAAGGGGCCAAGGGACAUUCAGGCUGUUCAGUGAGACUUCAGAAAAAGGAAAGUUGUGGUUUCUGAGCAGUUUUACUUUGUGCCAGGCUCCAGCAAGGUGCCUGCGGCUACGCCAAAUCCCCCAGAUGUCCCUUCAAACUGGGGACUCAGCUCGUAGAGGGGACUGGGAAGGAAGGUGGAUGUGCAGGUCUAGAAGCACAAAUCCGAGAGAGAGAGCUCUCCAGGGCCCGCCCCCCAGCUGCCAGGCCCCUCAGGGUGGGCAGGUGACACAGGCAUCCUCAGAUGGGGAGGUGGGGAAGAGUUAGCUGUUGGUAACAGCAGCUAAUGGUCUGGGGGCCCUCCUCUGGCACCAGGCCAUCCACGCAGAUGUGACGGAGCCGUCCUGGUGGAGAAGGCAGCGCUUGAGUCAGACGUCACAGGGUCCUGGGGGCUGCGUGCUAUCACCACUGAUAACCCACCUCCUCAAGGAGGCCCAGUGUGAGAGCCAGGCAGGUCACAGGAGAGACUUCUGUCUCCUGGGACUUGUGUUCGGCACUCCAGCUGUGAGCACACCCAUGGUACGGGCAUCAGUGCACGUUUCUCGCCAGUCUGUCAUUCAGUCAUUAAAUUUGUGAUAUAGUUUGCCAUA
Messenger RNA from Phyllostomus hastatus (greater spear-nosed bat), 3134 nucleotides. It is a transcript of the gene CCDC97, whose product is annotated as coiled-coil domain containing 97. Lineage: Eukaryota; Metazoa; Chordata; Mammalia; Chiroptera; Phyllostomidae. The record is from RefSeq and is a predicted model, not a curated record. The coding region runs from base 83 to 1114 and encodes 343 amino acids. The transcript has 5 exons.